Molecule: messenger RNA, 591 nt
Organism: Caenorhabditis briggsae
Lineage: Eukaryota; Metazoa; Nematoda; Chromadorea; Rhabditida; Rhabditidae
Exons: 3
Coding region: 1-591 (196 amino acids)
Source: RefSeq, a predicted model, not a curated record
AUGAAGCGCGACAAUGCGAGAUCGCCUGUGAUUGGAGGGAUCAGACAUGUCGCUUGGCUGAAUUAUUCUUUUUUUCGUAUUCUCUGGACCUUGCUCUUCCAGUGGGGCGCUGCAAAAGCGAUCGUCAGACCGAUCAGAGAUGCAGCAGUAGCAGUUGUCAGCGUAUUCUCCCCUCCUCCACCUCCUCCUCCAACCACGACGACUGCCUUACCAACGACCCAAACAACUCUAGCAAAAACGGCUCCUCCGACGCCUCCACUAAGCACUACAAUUGCAACAACAACUGAUGAUCUUGAUGAUUCCACUGUUGUCAUAGUCUUGGUUGUGUUUCUGAUUCUUUUGGUCGUCAGUGGAAUCGGGAUAUUUUUUUACAUGCGAUCCCGGAAAAAUAAACAGCAACAUGCACCGAAUGUGGUAAUUAUGCAGGAUGGAUCAACUGAUGCGGAGACUGGUUUAAGUACUAGUGGAACUUCUGGAACGUCGGGAACCACUGGAACCACUGGAACAACUGGCAUAAAAACAAAGAAAAACAAAAAGAAGAAGAAGAAGACAGCCAGAGAGACUUCUGGAUCUGCUUCCAGUGGUGCUUAA